Messenger RNA from Lethenteron reissneri (Far Eastern brook lamprey), 5157 nucleotides. RefSeq names its product pre-mRNA processing factor 3 (gene PRPF3). Gene Ontology annotation, cellular component: U4/U6 x U5 tri-snRNP complex. The record is from RefSeq and is a predicted model, not a curated record. Gene Ontology annotation, biological process: mRNA splicing, via spliceosome. Lineage: Eukaryota; Metazoa; Chordata; Hyperoartia; Petromyzontiformes; Petromyzontidae.
CCGCACCACGUGGUGCAGCGCUCGUAGCCCACGUGACCACGCGACGAGACUGCUCCGUUCGUCUGAAUGAAGGCUCAAUAAUCGCGACUAAUCGAUCGAUCUCUCCAUCGAUAUCUCGGCGGCGAGGGCGAAGCGAAGGGGCAGCGGCAAUUGCAGUUUUUGGAGAUGGCGCUCACUAAAAAGGAUGUGGAGGAGCUAAAACCGUGGGUGGAGAAGACGGUGAAGAAGGUCCUGGGCUUCACGGAGCCCACAGUCGUCACCGCCGCCCUCAACUGCGUGGGCAAGGGCAUGGACCGCGGCAAGACGGAAGAGCAACUGAAGGCUUUCCUGGACGAGUCGACGUCUAGGUUUGUGGAGAAGCUGUUCGAUGCUGUUGAGGAGGUGAAAAACUACAAGUUUUCCAAGGCCACCAUGGAGAAGAAUCGCAAAAGAGAGCUGAAAGACGUGUUUGGGGACGACCCGGACACCCCCAGGGAGGCCGCGCCGGUACCGGCGCCAGCCGCCAAGCGCAAGCGCGUGCCGCGGUUUGCCGAGGACGAGCCCUCGGUGGACGGAGACGGGGACGGGGUGAUGCCGGCGCCCCCGGCUGAGCCCAGCAUGCUCACCAAGACCCAGAUCAAGCAGAUGAUGGAGGCGGCGACGAGACAGAUCGAGGAGCGCAAGAAGCAGCUGAGCUUCAUGUCCACGGCAGGAGGGCCGCAGGGAGGGGGGCAGCAGCAGCAGCAACAGCAGCAACAACAGCAGCAGCAGCAGCAGCAGCCGCCGCCUGCACCACGCCCCAGCGUCCAGAGCGUCCAGUCUCCGCAGGGUGGUGGCGGCGGCAGCGGUGGCAACAACACCAUCACCACCGCGAGCAGUGGCGCUAGCGGCGGUGGUGGCGGUAUCAGCAGCGGCGGAGGAGGCCUCCAAUCGGGCACGCCACCCGCUCACCUCUUCACCUUCAUGGGCAGCACCAUCGCGCCGUCGCAGGCCGCCACCUUCAUGAACGACGCCAUCGAGAAGGCGCGCAAGGCGGCCGAGCUGCAGGCGCGCAUCCAGGCGCAGCUGGGGCAGCUGGCGUCGCGCGGGGGAGGACUCGGGGGCACCGGACUUGGGGGCGCCGACCUUGGCGGCGGGGCCAACGCCGCGGCCAGCGCCGCCGCCGCCGCCCUGGGGAUCGGCGGGCCCGGGCUGGGCAUCGGAGCCGGCGCCGGUGGGGUUUCGGCGCUGAGCAUGGCGCUGGGGAUGUUCCCCGGCAUGGGGUUGGGGUUCAAUCUCGGGGGCGCGGGGUUGGGAAUGGGCGUCGGGUUGCCUCCUGGGCUUAGCCUGGCCGCGUUCCAGAUGGGCGGCAUCGCCGACCAGCUGGCCGGCAAGGACGCGGCCACCGCAGCGGCGGCGGCCGCCGGCGGCGCGGCCCCUGGCGCUGUCCCCGGUGCCCGUCCGGCCCCUUUGAUCCUGGACGACCAGGGCCGCACGGUGGACGCGGCGGGGCGCGCCGUGGAGCUCACACACCGCAUGCCCACGCUGAAGGCGAACAUCCGCGCCGUGCGGCGCCAGCAGUUCAAGCAGCAGCUGAAGGAGAGGCCCACGGAGGACGUGGAGGCGCAGCACUUCUACGACCCGCGCGUGCCCGCCGAGGUGGCCUCGCGCCCGCGACGCCACUUCCGCUUCCACGAUAAGGGCCGCUUCGAGAAGAUCGCGCAGCGUAUACGGUGCAAGGCGCAAUUGGAGAAGCUGCAGUCGGAGAUCGCGCAAGCCGCCAAGAAGACGGGCAUCCAGUCGGCCACCAAGCUGGCGCUCAUCGCGCCCAAGAAGGAGCAGCAGGACGACGAGGUCCCCGAGGUGGAGUGGUGGGACUACUACAUCCUGCCGUCGUCCUACGACCACGAAUCCGACGUCCACAUGGUGCUGGAGAAGGGGCAGCUCGACGGCAUCACCAACCUCGUGGAGCAUCCCGCGCAGAUCAACAGCCCCACCAGCGCCGACACCGAAAUCGCCGUGGAGAGCGACAAGCCGGUGACGCUGGGAAUCUACCUGACCAAGAAGGAGCGCAAGAAGCUGCGCCGUCAGACCCGCAGGGAGGCUCAGAAGGAGCUGCAGGAGAAGAUUCGCCUGGGUCUGGCUCCCCCGCCCGAACCCAAAGUGCGGAUCUCGAACCUGAUGCGCGUGCUGGGCACGGAGGCCGUGCAGGACCCCACCAAAGUGGAGGCUCACGUGCGGGCACAGAUGGCCAAGCGGCUCAGGGCCCACGAGGAGGCGAACGCGGCGCGGAAGCUGCCGGUGGAGCAGCGCAGGGAGAAGAAGAUCAAGAAGCUGAAGGAGGACACGACCAGUGGCGUGCACAUCUCCGUCUACAGGAUCCGUGACCUGACGAACCCGUCAAAGAAGUUCAAGAUCGAGACGAACGCGAACCAGUUGUUCCUCACCGGAGGCGUGGUCCUGCACAAGGACGUCAACGUGGUGGUCGUCGAAGGCGGACCAAAAUCUCAGAAGAAGUUCCGGCGGUUGAUGAUGAAUCGCAUCAAGUGGGCCGAGGAAUCCAACUCAAAAGAAUCUGACAGCCUGUCGAGUGAGAUUCGCCGGAGGAAACCCAACUCCUGCACUCUGGUUUGGGAGGGCACGGCCAAGGAGCGGAGCUUUGGAGAAAUGAAAUUCAAGCAGUGUCCCACCGAGAGUUUAGCGAGAGAGCAUUUCCGCAAGCACGGUGUGGAGCAGUACUGGGAUCUGUGCUUGAGCGAGUCGGUGCUGGAAAUGACGGAGGACUGAGGGGGGGCUGGCCCAGACGGGAUCCGUCGUAGGCUAGCUGUGGAAUCGACACCCCCCUCCAACCUCCCGUUGCCCUCCUAUCUUCCCAGCGCCGUUCCCUCGCUGUGUGUUUCUACAAUUCUUCGUUGUGACGGCGAGGGGCCCCAGCCGGCUUGGCUUGUUUGUAAAUUUAAGGAAAGAAAAAACUAAUUUUUUUUUGGUCUUUCCUCCCUUUUCAAUCCUUGUCCAUUGUUUUAUUACGGUAUGUUGUGGGAGUAAGGGCCAGCAAAAGUUUAGUGCGCGAUUCUCAGGAGUGAAUCACGAAGGCAUGCGCGGGGUACGUUUAGUUUUUUUUCAGAGAAGGAUUAGAAAACGUGGGUUGUUUUGGUCCCGCUAUGGAUCUCGCCCCAGUUUGCGUGCUCGGUCUUCGGGAAACAGUCUUGACUGCCCUUCCCGUAACCUCAGCUGGCGACGUGCGGAAUGAAAUGCGCCUAACGAUCAUUCACCGUUAUCAACAUCCUUAAAAGCACAACAAUUGUGAUCCUUUCCUCCCCAGUUAAGGCUUAAACCAUCUUCAACUUAAUGGAUAGGGUGCAGAAUCAUGUAAACGUUGAUGUUUUGUAAAAGAAAAAAAUUAUUCUACGUUUAUCCUGGUUGUGCUGUGCAUGUCAUGAGAUGCGGUGUUCAUUCAGAACUCUCAGAGCAGGGCAACUCUUCAUGUUAAAGAAUGGCCCACAGACGUGGAUAUCACAGCUUGCAUCCGAGAUGCCUUCAAGUGGCCUCGAGUCCACACGUUAGAGGAGCGGUACUUUUCCACCCGCCCUGCCAACGAGAGUAAUGUCCGUCGCAUGACGGUGAAACUGAUAUUUAGUCAUAAAAUUGAGUACACAACUGAUAUCGGACUUUUUUUCUGCUGCGAUCAUCGUUGACCGUUCUGAGACCAUAUCUACGUUUGAGAACCCGGUUUAAUCGCAGGUGACGGAAACCAGGAUUUUUAACCCAGGACCCUCAGCGGUGCCAGUUUGGCACUGAUCAAUGAGCCACCAGGCCCCACCCCACAUGAAUCGAUAAUACUGAACAAUCUCCCAAGUUGAAAGGCAGAUGAAUCGACCGUUUGGCAUGAUGCAUUUGCAAUGCGACGUGUGUGCGGUCUGUCUCCUAUUGCAUCGCAUCUUUGUCAACGUAAACUUUGCAACAAAGCGGCACCGAUUAAGAUCGCCGAUGUUUGCAGACACGCGUAACCCCAAGCGUGGAUUUCCCGGUCAGGCUGAGCUUGGAGCCUUUUUGUCAACCUUUCGCCACCAUGCACGGCUGCGUGGACACCCUCAAGAAUUGAUGCCCGCAGUAGUGCGUGGCAAAAGUAGAAAUCCGCACGAGAUUUGUAUCCAGUUGGGUAGGCAACAGCUCGCUCCAGUCGGUGUAUGAACCAAUAAUGUCUACACCACCAUCGCUGCGGUCAGCUUGUGUCACACGCGAGUUUUACUGUCUUAAUCCUGAAUAUUCUUUCUAUGCCGUGAAAGCUGCCCACCCCCUCUCACUGAUGUUGUAUUCCUAGCUGUGUGCGCACUUUUGUACACUUGUGCAUAACAUAUACUCGCUCGGGUACUUGGCAGGUUCUACACUUAGUGUGCUUUUAUCAUUUUUUUUCAGGCCACCUCAUAUCUAUACAACCCAAUGGGUUCCUACUAUUUUAUUCUUUGCCAUGUAUUUGCCCACGAGCCCGGAGGAGAUAACUCACUUGUUGGUACCACCUGAAGUGGUGGCAUCACUUUCUUUGAUCCCAUAUGUUGAUGUGGCCAAAAACAGUGAAUUGUGGUAACCAUUUGAAAUGAGUGUGCUCUCAAAAAACUGUUUGAGCCAUGUACAAUUGGUACCUUUAUGGGUUUGCUACCUUAGGUGAUACCAAUAUCUCUUUGGGGCCCAUGGACUUAUUAGAGAGAGAAGUUAAUAUUUAUGAAAAUUGGGUUGUCAUUAGAUUACACUAUGCCAUCCGUUUUGGCUCACUGGGAGUGCAGGGGGGGGUGGGAUAUUCAAGUCAAGUGAGCUGCCCUUGAAUCUAAAUAUUGGACAAAAAUAAUUAGUUUUGUAAUGAGAAGUGUGUGUACGUGCACGUUUGUGCAGUAAUGUCGGUAUCAUUUUUCUUUUUGUCAGCAUACCGUUGGUAGUGAAUAUUGUAUCACGGUAAUAAAUGCCGGUUAAGAGCUUCAAUGAGACAUCACCACCAUGGAUUCGCAUGUAGAAUUGGCACACGCGUGCGUGAAGAAUAACAAACAAAAAAAUCGCCAUAAGACGCAACCAAAUAUAAAAGCGAGAAAGUAUGCCUCUGUUCAAUGACUAAUUUUAGCGUGCGUUUUGAUAUUGGAGAUGUUAGACGGGAUUUAAAGAUGUGCUUUCAUGGCGUGUGUACAUAUACUUUAUUAAUAAAAAAAAUAA